Mytilus californianus (California mussel) is the source of this 3138-nucleotide messenger RNA. Its product is annotated as VPS35 endosomal protein-sorting factor-like. Bases 17 to 2941 code for a protein of 974 amino acids. The record is from RefSeq and is a predicted model, not a curated record. The transcript has 26 exons. Gene Ontology annotation, cellular component: endosome. NCBI's taxonomy places the organism in Eukaryota, Metazoa, Mollusca, Bivalvia, Mytilida, Mytilidae. Gene Ontology annotation, biological process: endocytic recycling.
UACCAAAAUAGACAAAAUGGCGACCUAUGAAUGGUUUCCAAGGCCUAGAAACUAUGAUAUUGAAAGAAACAGAGAACGACUUGAUGGUGAAGAACCUUCUUCUCAUCCAUUGAAAGCAAUAACUGUUGUAGAUGUCAAAAAGACAGACAAGAAAGGCACAACACAAUCAAAAACUGAAAAGAAACCAGUUUCCAGUUCAGUAAUAAAGGAUCCCCUGAGUUCCAUGUUAGACCCUCUUAGUGCCUCAUUAGAAGGAUCAGAUCCCUUAUCACAGAUGUCAUUAUCAUCAUCCUCAUUGCCUACUACAGGAAGAAAAUCUAGUUUUAAGGAAUCAGCAGAAACAGAUGGUUUAGAUGAAACAUUUGAACCAUGGAGUGUAAAGAAAUCGUCGAUACUUACAAAAUAUUCUACAUCUGAAAAAUUAUCAAUAACCACAAGCUUCCUAUCAUCCUCAGAUAAAGAAAAAGUUGCAAUGAGACCACAAACUACCACAACUGUUACCGACAAGGUUAGAAACAGACUGGAGCAACUUGAUGAUUUUGAAGAGGGCUCAGUUCAAGAAAUGUUGAAUUUAAGUCAGCAGGAUUAUGUCAACAGAAUAGAUGAACUGAAUCAAGCAUUGAUUGAUGCUUGGCAACAUGACCAAAGAGUUAAAGCUCUCAAGAUUGCAAUACAGUGCUCUAAAUUGUUAGCAGAUAUAUCAGUUUUACCAUUUUAUCCCAGCAAGUUUGUCCUGAUUACAGACAUCCUUGAUACAUUUGGAAGACUUGUAUAUGACAGACUAAAAGAGAAAGCAGUCUACAUACCUGCUGGUAGUGGAGUUCCUCUUAAACUUCCAGAUAAUUUUACUCCUGACCAAGUGCCUGAGUCUGCCAAGGAGACCUGUAGAAACUGGUUCUUUAAGAUAGCUUCCAUUAGAGAAUUAAUUCCCAGAUUUUAUGUGGAAACAGCCAUAUUAAAAUGUUACAGUUACCUAAAUAAUCAGGAAUAUACAGAUGCCAUAAACAGAUUAUGUGUUAUGACCAGAGGUAUAGGCGAUCCACUGGUAGCUAUUUAUGCCAAGUGUUACCUCUGUAGGGUUGGCAUAUUGAUAGCACCUAAAACUAGAGACCAUAUACUACCAUGCUAUGAAGAUUUCCUGUGCACAUACUCACAGGUGCAAAAGGAUGCUGUUCAAAAUACCUUAGCCAUGCAGAAAAUAGAAAUGCCAAGAUAUCUAACAUUGUUUUCGCCUGCCUUGGACUGGCUGUUACAGUGUAUAGCCAAUAAAUCUACAGAAAAAACGCUAAUGGAUAUCCUUGAGAAAUCAAGGAAACAAUGCAAUAAUGCUUUACUUCUGAAUUCUAUCAUAUCAGCAUUUAAACCAGAAUACAUAGCUUCCAGAUCCACACAGUUUAUAGAAUUAAUCAGAGAAUCUGAGGAAGCAGGAUUUCCUAAGCAUUUACUAGAUAGGACUCUGGGUCUAUGUUUAGUGAUGGCAUCACCACCAGAAGAACAAAGAUUACCUGUAUUAAAUGAAGUCUGGAAAAGUAUUAUCAAACUGAAAAAUCCAAGUGAUUACAUAGACUGUGCAGAGGUGUGGACUGAAUAUGUCGUCAAACAUUUUGGUAAAAGGGAGAUAAAUACAAUUUUGGCGGACAUUAUAAAGCACAUGACACCAGACAGGGUAUAUGAAGACUAUUAUCCACAGUUACAGUCUGUUGUUACUAAGAUAAUGUGUCAUAUUACCAAUUUCUCUAUGUUAUUUUCUUUGGACAAAUUUUUACCAUUCAUAGAUAUGUUCCAGAAGGAAUCAGUCCGAGUGGAUGUUUGUAAAACCAUUAUGGAAUCUUUUAAUAAAACACAACUAGAACCUACCAAUGAUCCAGUGAUAGUUAAUGCCCUGAUGUUUAUAUGUAAAACUAUGCAUGAUUCUGUUAAUGCUUUAACUCUAGAGGAUGAAAGGAAAAUGAUCAGUAACUUAAUUUCUGGCUUCGUUAGGAAAAUAUCUUUUGGUCGUGACUUUGAACAACAAUUGAGUUUCUAUGUAGAAGCUAGAGCUAAUUUCACUAAUCUAGAUAUGGUUCUGAUAGAGCUGGUGCAGAAUGUAAAUAAUUUGUCAAUAGAUACACGAAAAGUUGUGAAAGGCAACCAUUCCAGAAAAACAGGCAAUUUUGUUCGGGCAUGUGCAGCUUAUUGCUUUAUUACAGUUCCAUCGUUACAGUCACAGACAUCACAAUUACAGUUGUAUCUCCUGUCAGGACAGGUGGCGUUGCUUAAUCAAUGUUUUAGUCAAGCUGAUUCUUUCUUUAAAGCAGCCAUAUCAUUAAUACCAGAUGUACCUAAAGAUUUAACCCAAGAUGGAAAGAAAAGACAAUCAGAGCCUGUUUUACAGGAGUAUAUAUGUAAUUUCCUAUCCACUUUACUUACUGUACCUGACAACCCAGAUUCUGGAGUACUAUAUUUGUUGAGAGGUUUAUUAAACAUUCUACAGAACUACACCAGUGACAGUGAUUUUAAAUCCAAUAUUUAUGUCCGUGUAUUGGCGGUGUUGUCAGCAGUGUGUCAGGAGAGUUAUCCCUAUCAUGUAGAUAAAGUGGAUUCUAAUGACUCAAUGUAUGGAUCAGAUCCUAAGUUUACAGCUGAUGUUCGGGGAAUCUGUAGUACACUGCUGGAGGAAGUACUCAAUCAUCUGAAAUCAUUGCACACAGCAGAGACAUUAAGAAGACAAAGUCAGCUUGCUUUAGAACUGUUUAAUACAAUUGUACAUCAUGGUGAUGUGACAAAGCCAUCAAUGUUUGCAUUGGCUCUCAACUUAUGGAACUUGGCUCAGAAACAUGGGGAGUGUGAUACUAAACAAACAGUAAGAUCAUUAGAUGCAGUCAAGAAAAAAGCAGCUGUGUUGAAUAUCAAAGAAUAUACAGACUUAGUUAAUAAAAUGGCUUUAGAGUCGAGGACAUAAAUAGUCAAACUGUCAACUGUGCGAAUUUUAUUUUAAAACAUGUGAUAUCUAUACCUUACUCAAAUUGUUUAUUAUUCAUAAAGAUAUUGAUUCAACAAAGUGCUAAAAAUUCUUGAUAGAAAACUUUUAAAGAAGAAAUGUCAAACUUUUAUAUGGAGUUAUAAUAUGAAACUAAUAAAUGAUGUGCAAUAAUGUUA